Lolium rigidum is the source of this 695-nucleotide messenger RNA. Its product is annotated as peroxiredoxin-2E-1, chloroplastic-like. The transcript has a single exon. Gene Ontology annotation, molecular function: thioredoxin peroxidase activity. Gene Ontology annotation, cellular component: cytoplasm. NCBI's taxonomy places the organism in Eukaryota, Viridiplantae, Streptophyta, Magnoliopsida, Poales, Poaceae. The record is from RefSeq and is a predicted model, not a curated record. The coding region runs from base 4 to 693 and encodes 229 amino acids. Gene Ontology annotation, biological process: cellular response to oxidative stress; cell redox homeostasis; hydrogen peroxide catabolic process.
UCCAUGGCCACCUCCGCCCUCGCCACCCUCUCGGCCACCGCCGCCGCCGCCGCCGGGAUCAAGCGCGCCCUCCUCACGCGCCCCUCCUCCACCCUCUCCUUCGCCUCCCGCCGCCUCUCCUCCGCUUCCCCCCUCCGCGCGGCCCCGCUCCGCAACGCGCCGACGCGGGCCGCGUCUGCGACCGCGGCCCCGCCCGCGGCGCCCAUCGCGGUGGGCGACCGGCUCCCGGACGCGACGCUCUCCUACUUCGACGCCCCCGACGGCGAGCUGCAGACGGUGACGGUCCGCGAGCUCACGGCGGGCAAGAAAGUGGUCCUCUUCGCGGUCCCGGGCGCCUUCACGCCCACCUGCACCCAGAAGCACCUCCCGGGGUUCGUGGCCAGGGCCGGGGAGCUCCGCGCCCGGGGCGUUGACGCCGUCGCCUGCGUCUCCGUCAACGACGCCUUCGUCAUGCGCGCCUGGAAGGACAGCCUCGGCGUCGGCGACGAGGUGCUGCUGCUCUCGGACGGCAACGGGGAGCUCACCCGCGCCAUGGGCGUCGAGCUCGACCUCUCGGACAAGCCGGUGGGCCUCGGCGUGCGCUCCAGGCGCUACGCGCUGCUGGCCGACGACGGCGUCGUCAAGGUGCUCAACCUCGAGGAAGGCGGCUCCUUCACCAACAGCAGCGCCGAGGACAUGCUCAAGGCGCUCUGAAC